AUGGACACGAGGGACGAAGGAACAAUACGACGCACUCUCGCAGCUCCUCGUGAUGGAGUGAUUAAAGCACUUCGAGAAACACCCUGGGUACAUUUCGUUUGUCAUGGACGUUUAAAUUCAAGACCUUUCAAUUCUUCAUUCAAGCUACCCAACCGCAAGCGAGACAGCGAACACGAUCACGAGCAUGACCGUGAGCAAGACCGUGGGUUAACUCUACUCGAUAUCGUACAAGGCAAUGUUCCGAACGGGGAGUUCGCAUUCCUUUUCGCCUGCCACACUGCCGAGCAACCUCAUGACGGCGUGCUCGAUGAGGUGCUUCACCUGUCCGCAGCAAUGCAGUUUUCUGGAUUUCGGAGUGUGAUUGGAUCGAUGUGGGAGCUACUCGAUAAGGAUGGUCCAUAUUUUGCCAAGACUGUUUAUGAGCACAUGAGGGAGUGCAACGAGGGCGAGAUGAAGUAUACGAGGGCGGCUGCGGGACUUCGCAAAGCAGCAGUUGGACUCAAAGAACGGGACGGCAUUCGCACUGAGAGAUGGUUCAAUUUGGUCCACAUGGGUGCUUGA
Molecule: messenger RNA, 561 nt
Organism: Fomitiporia mediterranea MF3/22
Lineage: Eukaryota; Fungi; Basidiomycota; Agaricomycetes; Hymenochaetales; Hymenochaetaceae
Exons: 1
Coding region: 1-561 (186 amino acids)
Source: RefSeq, a predicted model, not a curated record